Molecule: messenger RNA, 1273 nt
Organism: Vombatus ursinus (common wombat)
Lineage: Eukaryota; Metazoa; Chordata; Mammalia; Diprotodontia; Vombatidae
Gene: COX7A2L
Product: cytochrome c oxidase subunit 7A-related protein, mitochondrial
Exons: 3
Coding region: 20-418 (132 amino acids)
Biological process (GO): mitochondrial electron transport, cytochrome c to oxygen; mitochondrial respirasome assembly; regulation of oxidative phosphorylation
Source: RefSeq, a predicted model, not a curated record
CGCCCCCUCGGUUCUUUCCAUGGCUCGGUCGCUGCGGGGGUACCGGCUCCAGGAGGUUGGUUUGAGGGGCGACAUGUAUUACAAGUUCAGCGGCUUCACCCAGAAGCUGGCUGGGUCCUGGGCCUCGGCCGCCUACACCCCGCAGGGUUUAAAGCCUGUGGCAUCUUCAGAAGCACCACCUAUUAUAUUUGCCACACCAACGAAAUUUGCUUCAGAAACAGCUCCAUAUGAUUAUGCUGGGAAAAACAAAGUUCCAGAGCUGCAGAAAUUUUUUCAGAAAUCCGAUGGCUUACCUGUCCACUUGAAACAUGGUCUGCCCGACCAAAUGCUUUAUCGGACCACCAUGGCUUUGACACUGGGAGGGACCAUCUACUGCCUGAUUGCUCUCUACAUGGCUUCACAACCCAAAAAUAAAUAAGAUAGGAUUCAUAAGACUGAUUGAUUUAUUAACAAGAGUUUUGGCAUAAAACCCUUUGAAUUUUCUAUUUUCCUAAUUGCCAGUGAAUUUUCCUCACCUAUGUAAGUUUUUGUUGUUCUUCAAUUAGAAUUAGAAGACUUAUUAAUAAGGAAAUGUUUUGGUUGGUUUAUUUCUGAGAAUAAAUGGAUUAUCAGAACAUGUUGAAGAGUUAGCUAUUAUUUAAGCAAAGGUGAUGAUGCCCUUCUAAUUUGGGCUCCCUUAUUUCUCCAGAGGUUGGCAGGCCAGCUCAUCACUGUGAUGAGGCCACCAGGGAUUUCUGGUUGUGCCUAUCAGAGGCCCAGAGAGAGAGAGAGAGAGAGAGACUGAGACUGUAUGUAAGUGGGGGAAGCUUUUCUGUAACCAGAUGUGCUGGCUAAGGGAGGAGGGGAUUCAUUGAAGCUGCACCAGUGACAGAAAGUCCUUUAACUUCCUGGUGCCAAAAAUCUGUUCUUUCUGACACCACAAAUUUCACUGGGAAUUUAAUUAGCUGUUAAUUUGGGGAAUUUUCCAUCUUGCAGCAUGGUGUUAAUAGAAAUUAUUUUCUGUUAACUAUUCACAUACCCAUAACUUUGUCAUAUAAUUUCAAAAGGGUUAUAUGCCUAUCUCUGACCUCUUUAAAUAUUCCAGAAAUGAAGAUUCUGUAUUUAUUCUACCAUGGGAACAGAGCAGCUCUUAAUAAAAGUUUUGCACUUUGGACUGGACUGUUGUAUAGUUAGAUCCCUGUUGGCGCUUCUCCUUUACUCUUGUUAAAUCCUGUAGCUUUAAGGUGUAAUUUAUUUUUGCUUAUGGAAUAAAUACAUGAAUGAGAAGUUUCAA